UUGUAGCUCCGCCCAUCUCCUUAUGACCCUUACGCUGCCGAAUCGCCCGCGCAUGCGCCGUAUUGAUUUCUUUGGUUGCGGCCUAAUGGCUCCCCAUUGAAUCAUAGUAAAGGGAAGUGUAGUGAAGAUUUUGAUUAGCGUUGGGGGGUUACUAGUUUCGCGUGGGAAAUCGGAAUUUUAUCAUACGCCGGCUCAGUAAAGGUGAGCCAUGGAGGCGGAUUAUUAUAGCCCGGAACAUUCAGAUGAUGGUGGUGCAACCCCAGUGCAAGAUGAACGGGACUCUGCCUCCGAUGACGAGGGAAAUGAGCGUGAACAAAGAUCGGAACCAGGAAGCCCUGAGCGCCAGUCCGAGGAUGAGCAUAGUGAUAUUGAAGACAAUAAGCACAGAAGUGACAGUGGCUCUGACAAUGAGGAAGGGGCAGAACAUAAUGAUUCUGAAGAUGAGCACAGACCCCACAACUCCAGUGAUUUAGAAAAUCACGAUGCAAGUGAUUCAGAGAAUGAAGAAAGCCGCAACCACAUUGCUAGCGAUUCAGAAGAUGAUGUGCGUAGGCAGAAGGGCAGUGAUUCUGAGGGUUCUCCUGUGAAAGAUGCUGCCAGUGACUCAGACGAAGAACCUAUUAGACACUCUGCAAGUGAUUCUGAAGACGAUGGACCACGUAAAGAGCAGGCUAACGAUUCAGAGGAUGAACGGCACAAAAAAAAUACAGCUAGUGACUCUGAGGAUGAAGCUCCAGCUAAACAUCAAGGAAGUGACUCCGAGGAUGAAGCUCCAGCCAAGCAUGUAGCCAGUGACUCAGAGGAUGAAGCUCCAGCCAAGCGUGCAGCCAGUGACUCCGAGGAUGAAGCUCCAGCCAAGCGUGCAGCCAGUGACUCCGAGGAUGAAGCUCCAGCCAAGCGUGCAGCCAGUGACUCCGAGGAUGAAGCUCCAGCCAAGCGUGCAGCCAGUGACUCCGAGGAUGAAGCUCCAGCCAAGCGUGCAGCCAGUGACUCCGAGGAUGAAGCUCCACCUAAACGUGCAGCCAGUGACUCGGAGGAUGAAGCUCCACCUAAACGUGCAGCCAGUGACUCGGAGGAUGAAGCUCCACCUAAACGUGCAGCCAGUGACUCGGAGGACGAGGCUCCUGCUAAGCGUAAGGUUAGUAGCUCAGAAGAUGAAGCUCCAUCUAAGCAAGCAUUCAGUGCCUCCAAGAAAUCAUCCAAGAAAUCAUCUGGUGAUUCAGAAGAUAAAGCCCGUGGUAAACGAGCCAUUAUUGAUUCAGAUGAUGAGGAUGAGGAUGUUCCAGUUAAGCGUGCAGCUAGUGACUCUGAAGAAGAGACUCAUCCUAAAGGGAAAGCGAGUGAUUCGGAAGAUGAAGCUCCAUCAAAACAACAACCCAGUGACUCAGAAGAGGAGACACCAGCUAAGGCUGCAGCCAACAACUCAGAGGAUGAAUUUCCACGAAUGAAGAGAAAAAUUGUGUCAUCUGACGACAGCGAUGAUGAGAUUGACCGAAAACCUCUCCAGAAGAAAAAAAAGAAGUCACCACGGCGAAGCUCGGAAAGUGACAGCAGUGACAAAGUGGAUAGCAAAAAACGUAAGGCAUCAGAGAGUGAUGAGGAGGAAGAGAAAGCUUCAAAGAAGAAAUCCGCCAUCCUUUCUGAUAGUGAAGAUGAAGAUGCAGCCAAUAAGUCUGGCAAUAAAAAAAGUCGAAUCCUGUCCGAUGGAGAUGAUUCUGACAGUGAUGCGGGUUCUGAUAGACCAAAGCAGAAGAAGAAGUUGGCUUCAUCAGAUAGUGAGGAGGAAGAUGAACUAAAAUCUAAAACAGAGGCCAAAAAUGCAGAUAAAUUGUUUGGCAGUGAAAGUGAUUCUGGAAAUGAGGAAGAGAAUCUAAUUGCUGAUAUUUUUGGUGAGUCUGGGGAUGAAGAAGAGGAGGAGUUUACGGGCUUCAACCAAGAAGAUCUAGAGGGGGAGAAAACUGUGACUUCAGCUAACAAGCAGCAUGCUGCCGCUGCAGAUUCAGACUCUGAUGAUGAUGAUGUGAAACCUGGCAAAAUGGGUGAUUUUAAGUCAGAUUUUGAAAUCAUGUUAGAGAGAAAGAAGAGCAUGAGUGGCAAGCGGAGGAGAAACCGUGAUGGUGGCACAUUUAUCAGUGAUGCUGAUGAUGUAGUUAAUGCAAUGAUAAUGAAGAUGAAUGAAGCAGCAGAGGAGGACAGAAACCUAAACUCCAGUAAGAAACCUGCACUAAAGAAACUGACUUUGCUUCCAACUGUUGUGAUGCACCUCAAAAAGCAAGAUUUGAAGGAGACCUUUAUUGACAGUGGUGUCAUGUCUGCCAUUAAAGAAUGGCUCACUCCCCUCCCAGAUCGGAGUCUGCCAGCAUUAAAAAUUAGAGAGGAGCUUCUCAAAAUACUUCAAGAGCUACCUAGUGUGAGCCAGGAAACUUUAAAGCACAGUGGCAUUGGCAGAGCUGUCAUGUAUCUCUACAAGCACCCAAAAGAAUCAAGACCAAAUAAAGAUAUUGCUGGCAAGCUGAUAAAUGAAUGGUCCCGACCCAUAUUUGGGCUCACGUCUAACUAUAAGGGAAUGACCAGAGAGGAGAGAGAGCAGAGAGAUCUGGAACAAAUGCCACAGCGCCGAAGGAUGAGCAGUUCUGGGGGACAGACACCACGCCGGGAUCUGGAGAAAGUUUUGACAGGAGAAGAGAAAGCUCUGAGACCAGGUGACCCAGGAUUCUGUGCUCGUGCCAGAGUUCCUUUGCCUUCAAACAAAGAUUAUGUAGUUCGUCCGAAGUGGAACGUGGAAAUGGAAUCUGCUCGGUAUCAGGGGAGUUCUAAAAAGGGGGUGAGCCGACUGGACAAACAGAUGAGGAAGUUUGUAGACAUCAAGAAGAAGAAUCGAUUCGGUCAUGCCGUCAAAAUCAGCAUUGAGGGGAAUAAAAUGCCCUUGUGACACUUACUGCUGGUUGUCCCCCGCAUGGCCUCACAAGUGUGUCUUAGCUUCGGGGCUUAGUCCUGCUAAGAUCAUGUAACUGGACUCUUUGGAGACACUUCCCAACAUUUUUAAACUUCUUUUUCCCCCCCUCCCCUCCGUGUAAAUUUGUUAAAAGCCUUCCAGAGGAGCCAGCCGAUGCUGCUUCCCAGGUGGUUCCUUUCAGAAGACAAACUGUGCUCCUUAUUUCCAGGCUGUAUUUAAUGCUGUUUGUACAGAUCAAUUUUCUUCGUACCUCACUGUCUGGAAAUUGGACAAUAAAAUUCUAUCUUGUUUUCUAA
Molecule: messenger RNA, 3252 nt
Organism: Xenopus tropicalis (tropical clawed frog)
Lineage: Eukaryota; Metazoa; Chordata; Amphibia; Anura; Pipidae
Gene: iws1
Product: IWS1, SUPT6H interacting protein
Exons: 14
Coding region: 209-2932 (907 amino acids)
Biological process (GO): gene expression
Cellular component (GO): nucleus
Source: RefSeq, a predicted model, not a curated record